AUGACUUCAACAGAGCAGCAGCCUGCACUUGCGACCACGAAGCGCAAGUUCCACAAGCUCCUGGAUAACCUCACCGCAAGCAACUCGACGACUUCUCUCGCGAGCACCCUUCAAGAGUCAAAUGCAUCGACCGCGUCGCUCUCCGCGCUUUCGGAACCAGACAGCCCUGAGCAUCCGAACAAGCGUCCGCGCAGCGCGAACCUGAGCAUGGAGCGCCAGAGAGGCAUAUCGGAAGGGCAGGAGCGCAUACGGCAGCUCAAGGAACAGCUUAUGACCCCACGGAGAGAAAAGACAAUCAAGGUUGUAGGCAAGACGGUAGUCACGCCGAAAGCCUCCACACCGCGCAAAGCACCCAACUUUCAGCCAUACAGCCAGGAACACUUCCUCGAGCGACUGAAGACGUUUGCAGACGUGCGGAAGUGGACGACCAAGCCAGAUGCGAUCAACGAGGUCGAGUGGGCGAAGCGGGGCUGGAGUUGCGAUAUCUGGAACACAGUAGCCUGCAAGGGUGGAUGCGAGAACCGCGUUGCGGUCAAGCUGAGACCGAAGCGGAGAGAUGCGAACGGAAAGGAUCUGGAGAUGAGCGAGGAUCUGGCUUUCGAUAUCGACGACGCGCUGAUAGAGCGAUACAAGGAUCUCAUUGUCGAGGGGCAUUCAGACGACUGCCUGUGGAGGAAGCGAGGGUGUCAAGGUAUGAGGAAACGCACAGUAGGACCGGUAACACAACUAAUAAUCGAAACAGAAGACAUCUACCACAUCCCCAUCGCAUCACGCACCAAGAGCUCAGCUGAACUCCUCGACCGAUACCGCUUCCUCAAAGCCAUAUCCGCCGACCUCCCCCUUCUCGAACACAUCACCUACCCCGACCCACCGAUCCAACAAAUCCUCUCCCGCAUUCCCUCCUCGUUCUUCACAUCCACCGGCACCCAACCCCCGCUCUCCCCCAGCGACACCGUAGCCUUCGUCUUCGCCCUCUUCGGCUGGACCGGCGUCUCCGAAUCGCGCAUCUCGCUCGCAGUAUGCAACCACUGUUUCCAGCGCCUAGGUCUGUGGCUGUCCUCCGCCACGCGCCUCACAGAGAUGAGCAAGAAACUAGACGUGCCCAUUGAAAGCCUACGCCUUAACCUCCUAGAGUCCCACCGCGAACACUGCCCCUGGAAGAACGCCGACGUCCAAGCCAACGAAAAAGACAGUCCAAUAGCCAACAUGCCCGCCUGGCAAACCCUCCAAUUCAUGCUGCUCGGUCGCCACAAAGACAUCCCCACCUCUGGCUCUGGCAUCCAGACCCCGUCUAAACAAACACCACGCAAAUCGCACCAGCAACACGCCAGGAACAACGAUAGCGUGGACGUUGGCAGCGAGCUCGAGUACCCGCGCGGCAGUUUCGAUAGCGUCGAGAGGCCGAAGGAUGUGGAUGAGGAUGAAGACGGCGGCCUGAGAGAGAAAUGGAGUAAACUCAAAGCGAAACUGAAGCGGAGUGCGAGUAAGAAGAGCUUGAAAAGUAUGAAGAGUGGGAAGAGUGUUAAGAGCGGGAAGAGUGUUGCGACGAAGGCGGGGGAUAAGGAGAAGUCUUAG
Molecule: messenger RNA, 1575 nt
Organism: Alternaria triticimaculans
Lineage: Eukaryota; Fungi; Ascomycota; Dothideomycetes; Pleosporales; Pleosporaceae
Exons: 1
Coding region: 1-1575 (524 amino acids)
Cellular component (GO): nucleus
Molecular function (GO): zinc ion binding
Source: RefSeq, a predicted model, not a curated record